Messenger RNA from Penaeus chinensis, 6219 nucleotides. RefSeq names its product mucin-2-like. The record is from RefSeq and is a predicted model, not a curated record. Lineage: Eukaryota; Metazoa; Arthropoda; Malacostraca; Decapoda; Penaeidae. The transcript is spliced from 17 exons. Gene Ontology annotation, biological process: mRNA export from nucleus. Gene Ontology annotation, cellular component: nuclear pore. Gene Ontology annotation, molecular function: structural constituent of nuclear pore. The annotation marks the transcript as partial.
AUGAAGACGAUACUGUUGCUAGCCGUACUCUCGGUUGGCGCAGUACAGGCCAGAUUUAUUAUCAAGAUUGAACAAAUUGUUGGUGAAGACUAUGACGACGAUGAACAACCACCAAUACGAUGUACAAAUGAGAGGAUUGAAAGCUUGAAGAAAAUAAAUAACUCUCUCAUUAAUGACCUGAAAAUACUGGAGGAAGAACUCAACGAUUUGCACGAGCAGCUGACCGCGGGAAGGAUGGCCCUGUCUUCCCUUGAUCAGCUGCUGAAGAGCCUGGGGGUCCUCAGAGCCAAUGCAUCAGCAGGAGAGGUCAACUUGGUGGUGGGUACUUCCAGCGCGAAUAUUGUGCCUGAUUGCGAUAACACAUCCAGCAGCGUCGUCAGCAAUAUGUCGUCAGUCAUCAUCGAUAUUCUCGAAGAGAUAUCACGCGUUGACACAGGUCAUGUGGAUGAAUUGGCGGAGAGGGCCAAAUGCUGGGCGAGUCAGCUGACGUCAUCUAUCGUGCAGGUUACAUCUGGCAUUUCGGCUGUUCCCCCCAGUGCAGCAACUCCCCUCUUUCAACUGGAGAGCUUCAUAGCAAACCUAACUGCCUUUGUGAACCGUUUUUUAGAUGACGCAAAAUCAACAUCUCAAUACUUCUAUAUCCUUAAACAUUCUGCUCCUUCCUCACCAACAAGUGCACCCACAUCCAUUUCCCCAACAAAGACUACUCCCUCAGUAACACCAAAUUCCCCAACAACGGCUGCUCCCACAGUGACACCUGGUUCUUUAACAUUGGAAACGCUUACAACAGAGACGAUAGAUAUUCGUAAAACAAAUCUUCCGGAAGAAAUACCACUUUUAGCGACAGGGAUAUCAUCAGCAACAAGAGAUGCUUCUGAAACACCCCCAGUAGCAACACAGUCAGCAACAGAACAGCUAAAAUUACUUGCUAAAGUGCUGCAAGAAAAAGAGGAAAUUCUGAUUCAAAAAGGGAAAGACUUGUCUCGUGUACUGGCUCUCCUUGGCAUUCUUAAAAGGCAUUUCGAAAAUGGAAGUCGACAUCGAAGAUCACACAGAUCAGCAACACUAAUAACAAUCGACGGCUGUACUGAAAGCAAACCAAAAGCAAUUGGCAGCUUUGCUACACUGGCAUCAGUAAUCAUUACACAAAUGGUAGAUGCAAUUAUCUCCAGAAACCCUCUGGCAUCAUGUCGAAUCAGUCAGUUACAAACCCUCACUACCAGUGCUGUACAAGGCGACGUCUCCAUGCCAGAAGAUAUCAGCCCCCUGAUUACAACCGUCGAAAGAGCAGUGAAACGACUGGAGGAACUCAUGGAGGAAAUCAGGAAGAAAAAAGUGGAAAUACAAAAACUGAUAGACAAAAUAAAACAGAAGAUAGAACAAGAACAACAAAAAAUAGUUUAUGGCGUCGGUCGAUCAACUACGGUCAGUGGUGUAGCUCUGUCCCUGGCAAGCAAAUCUGACUUGCAAGAGUUUUGCAACGUCUGCUUCAGCAACGUCUCUUCCUGCAACGUCUGCUUCAACAAUGUAUAUUGCAACAACGUCUGCUUCUGCAACGUCUAUUCCAACAACGUCUGCUUCUGCAACGUCUAUUCCAGCAACGUCUGCUUCAGCAACGCUCCCACAACAACUCUUGUUCCCACAACAACAUCUGCUCCUACAACACCUGCUCCCACAACAACAUCUGCUCCUACAACACCUGCUCCCACAACAACAUCUGCUCUUACAACACCUGCUCCCACAACAACAUCUGCUCCUACAACAUCUGCUCCCACAACAACAUCUGCUCCUACAACAACAUCUGCUCCUACAACACCUGCUCCCACAACAACAUCUGCUCCUUCUGCUCCUACAACACCUGUUCCCACAACAACAUCUCCCCCUACAACACCCGCUCACAUAACAACAUCUGCUCCUACAACACCUGUGCCCACAACAACAUCUGCUUCCACAACAACAUCUGCUCCCACAACAACAUCUGCUCCUACAACAUCUGCUCCCACAACAACAUCUGUUCCCACAACAACAUCUGCUCCUACAACACCUGUUCCCACAACAACAUCUGCUUCCACAACAACAUCUGCUCCCACAACAACAUCUGCUCCUACAACAUCUGCUCCCACAACAACAUCUGCUCCCACAACAACAUCUGCUCCCACAACAACAUCUGCUCCCACAACAACAUCUGCUCCUACAACACCUGUUCCCACAACAACAUCUGCUCCUUCUGCUCCCACAACAACACCUGCUCCCACAACAACUCCUGUUCCCACAACAACAUCUGCUUCCACAACAACAUCUGCUCCCACAACAACUCCUGUUCCCACAACAACAUCUGCUCCCACAACAACUCCUGUUCCCACAACAACAUCUGCUUCCACAACAACAUCUGCUCCCACAACAACAUCUGCUCCUACAACACCUGCUCCCACAACAACAUCUGCUCCCACAACAACACCUGCUCCCACAACAACAUCUGCUCCUACAACACCUGCUCCCACAACAACAUCUGCUCCCACAACAACACCUGCUCCCACAACAACAUCUGCUCCUACAACACCUGCUCCCACAACAACAUCUGCUCCUACAACACCUGCUCCCACAACAACAUCUGCUCCUACAACAUCAGCUCCCACAACAACUCCUACAUCUGCUUCCACAACAACAUCUGCUCCCACAACAACAUCUGCUCCUACAACAUCUACUCCCACAACAACACCUGCUCCCACAACAACAUCUGCUCCUACAACACCUGUUCCCACAACAAUAUCUGCUCCCACAACAACAUCUGCUCCUACAACACCUGCUCCCACAACAACAUCUGCUCCCACAACACCUGCUCCCACAACAACAUCUGCUCCUACAACACCUGCUCCCACAACAACAUCUGCUCCCACAACAACAUCUGCUCCCACAACAACAUCUGCUCCCACAACAACAUCUGCUCCUUCAACACUUGCUCCCACAACAACUUCUGCUCCCACAACAACAUCUGCUCCCACAACAACAUCUGCUCCUACAACACCUGCUCCCACAACAACAUCUGCUCCCACAACAACAUCUGCUCCCACAACAACAUCUGCUCCUACAACACCUGUUCCCACAACAACAUCUGCUCCUACAACUCCUGCUCCCACAACAACAUCUGCUUCCACAACAACAUCUGCUCCAACAACAACAUCUGCUCCUACAACACAUGCUCCCACAACAACAUCUGCUCCCACAACAACAUCUGCUUCCACAACAACAUCUGCUCCCACAACAACACCUGCUCCCACAACAACAUCUGCUCCCACAACAACAUCUGCUCCCACAACAACAUCUGCUCCUACAACACCUGCUCCCACAACAUCUGCUCCCACAACAACAUCUACUCCCACAACAACACCUGCUCCUACAACACCUGCUCCUACAAAAACUCUUGUUCCCACAACAAUAUCUGCUCCUACAACACCUGCUCCCACAACAACAUCUGCUCCUACAACACCUGCGCCCACAACAUCUGCUCCUACAACACCUGCUCCUACAAAAACUCUUGUUCCCACAACAACAUCUGCUCCUACAACACCUGCUCCCACAACAACAUCUGCUCCUACAACACCUGCUCCCACAACAACAUCUGCUCCUACAACACCUGCUCCCACAACAACAUCUGCUCCUACAACACCUGCGCCCACAACAACAUCUGCUCCUACAACACCUGCUCCCACAACAACAUCUGCUCCUACAACACCUGCUCCCACAACAACAUCUGCUCCUACAACACCUGCUCCUACAAUAACUCUUUCAACAUCUGCUUCCACAUAUUUUCCUACAACAACGCCUGUUCUCUCAACAGACUACAUUCUUAUGCCAUCUGCUUCAGCAUCAUCUGUUCCCAUAGCAGGAUCUCUUCCUACAAAAAUGUCCGUUUCAACGACGAAGUCUAUUCCCAGAACAACGUUUGCUUCACCAAAGUCAAUUCCUACAGCUGAGUCUGCUUCAGCAACAACGUCAAUUCCCACAACAGUGUCUCCCUCAACAACAAAAUUUUUUCCUUCCCCCAAAAGAACAUCAGUUCACACAACCGCAUCACCUUCAGCAACAAGGCUUGUUCCCACAACAUUUGCAUCGGCAUCUGUGCCAUUAGCGUUUUCUGUUCACACAACAUCUGUCCCUUCAAAAACGUCUGCUUCCACAAUAAUAACAUAUGUGCCAUCAACGUCUUCUCAAGUAUCUUCAGUUCCCACGUCUACUCACACACAUUUUCCCUCAACAACUUCUGUGUCCACAACAGAAUCUAUUUCCUCAGGAUCAUCUGUUUCCAUAGCAACACCCACAAAAUCUGUUCCAAUAACAACACCUGUUCCUACAACAACAACAUUUAUUUCAACUAAAUCUGCCUCAGAAACAACGACAGCCUCAUCAAUAAUGAACACUCCACUGUCUUCUCCAGUCAGAUCUUCCACUACCGAAAUUUCUUCAACAUCAGCGCUUCACCUCAAAACAUCACCUGUCUUCACUACUCCUGAAUUCUCUACAGAGGCUAAUUCAAAUACGAAGCCUGAUAUUGCUAACACUGACUAUUUUUCAACAGCUGGCGAGUCUCUCGGUGAUCUUCCUACCAAAGUCACGGCAUCUGCUUCUACAUCACCGGGUACGGCUAUUUCUACACUAACACCUAUUACCACAACAAAAUCUGCUAUAACUUUCACGCCUCUUCCCACAACAUUUAAUGCCGUAACAACGUCUGCUCCAACGACAGUACCUGCCUCCACAACUAUUCCUGCUGCAAAAACACCUGCUCCUACAUCUCCCACAGCAGUGCCUGUUCCCACAGCAAGUGCUUCCACGACGUCUGCGACAAUAACAGGAAUUCCUCCUUCAACAGUUCCUGCUUCUGCAACGGCUUCCUCCAUAACAACACCUGCUCCCACAUCAAUUGAUGUUUCAAGAACAAAGCAUGCCUACACAACAACACCUGUUCCCACGGCAUUAACUAUUCUCACAACAGGAAACACUCCCAAAACACCUGAUCCCAUAACACCAGAUGCUAUAACACCUCUUCCCCAAAAGACAUCUGCUCCAAUGACAUCUACUUCCAUAACAACACUUGAUAUCACAACAGCUGCUUCCACGACAGUUGCAACUAGUACAACUGCUCCUAUAACAACACUUACUCCCACAGCACUUGCCCUCACAACAACACCUGCUCCCACAACAUCCAUUCCCACAGCAACUUCUGCUCCCACAACAGCUUCUGCUCUAACACCUACUCCCACAACAACGUCUGUACCCACAACAACGCCUGCUCCCACAGCAUUUGCUCCCACAACAACACCAACAUCUUCCACACAAGCACCUGCUAUCACAACAAUUGCUCCCAUAACAUAUGCUCCUACAACACCUGCUCCCACAACAAUUGCUCCCACAACAUCUGUUCCCACAAUUGCUCCCACAACAAUUGCUCCUACAACAUCUGUUCCCACAACAACUUCUGCUCCCACAGCAGCACCUCCUCCAACAUCUGCUCUCACAACAACUUCGUCUCCAAUAACAUCUGCUCCCACAACAUCUGUUGUCACAGCAUCUGUCAUUACACCAACUGUUCCCACACCAACUUCUGCUCCCAGAACUCUUGUUCCCACAACACCUGCUCCCACAGCCCCUGUUCCAACAACAACACCUGCAGCCACAACAACUCCUGUUCCCACAACACCUGCUCCCAUAUCUACUCCCACAACACUUGCUCCUACAACAACACAUGUUCCCACAAUUCCUCUUCCCACAACAGCUUCUGCUCCUACAACAACACCCUCUCCCACAACUCCUGUAUCCACAACACUUGCUCCCACAACAACACCUCCCGCAACUCCUGUUCCUACAGCAUCUGCUCCCACAACUCCUGUCCCCACAACAACAUCUGCUCCUACAACACCUGCUCCCACAACCCCCGUUCCAACAACAUUUGCUCCUACAACAACUCCCGUUCCAACAACAUUUGCUCCCACAACAACACCUCCCGCAACUCCUGUUCCUACAGCAUCUGCUCCCACAACUCCUGUCCCCACAACAACAUCUGCUCCUACAACAUCUACUCCCACAACUCCCGUUCCAACAACAUUUGCUCCCACAACAAUUCCCGUUCCAACAACAGAAUCUGCUCCCACAACACUUGCUCCCACAACAACUGUUCCCACAACAACACCUGUUCCCACAACAACACCUGUUCCCACAACA